AUGAAAAAUAUCUUAGAAAUUGAUCCCUCAAAUGAUCUAGCUGGGAAAUCCAUUCGCCGGCUAGAGACCCUUGCUGCAGUAAAACGGGAAAAGAUGAAGGAAGAAAUGAUUGGUGAGUCUUUUUCUCUUAUUGUUUUUCAAAUAUUUAUAAUGUGCUUUAUUGAUAUUUUUUGUAUGGUGGUUUGUGGCCAUUCUUUAAUUGCGUUUGAUAUUUCCUUCAUUGUUAAAUGUUUGUUUUUUUACACCAUACUGUUUAAUGUCAAGAGAGAUGAUUUAAACUCAUUCUCAUGUCUUCAUCAAACAAUUCAAGCUUCAGAUGGAUGUUCUUGA
Messenger RNA from Vicia faba (fava bean), 330 nucleotides. Lineage: Eukaryota; Viridiplantae; Streptophyta; Magnoliopsida; Fabales; Fabaceae. The record is from the annotation of a GenBank genome assembly.